AUGGGGUGGAAACAAGCCUCACACCCCAGCCACAUGCUUUAUUACUCACUGACAGGUAGACCGAAGGACAACAACACUAGCAUGACUGUUCCCUGGAAAUCAAGGCCCGACCUCUUCCGCAUCGGGUUCUUACUGUGUGCAACUGGAGCGUUGUCGGGACAGUUCCAGCUCGAGCCGCUGAAUUCAACAGUGCUCCAAGGCUCUGAUGCGCGAUUCAACGCCACUGUGCAAGGAAAAUGGACGAUCAUGACCUGGGGAGUCGGAGGGUUCAUGGUCCUCAAUUUCCCGAUCACCGGUAACGUAACCUCGUCCUCAGAGCAGUUCUCCGCCAAGUUCUGCUUCAGUGGUGACACCAGUUGUGUGGAGUUCACCAUCCAUAACGUCACCCGCAGUGCUGAGGCCGGCCCGGUCGUUUGCAGGGUGCUGGGGGAUUAUGGAUCAAAGACGGCACAGCUAAACGUGGAAGAGAGCGGUAUGGUCAACAUCAAGGGGGGGAAUGUAACGGUGGUGCAGGACCAGCAGGUGGAGUUCCAGUGUGUAACAUCCGCUUGGUUCCCCACCGCUACUGUCAGCUGGACCCGAAACGGCCAAGCUGUGAACAGCAGCCUGUACAACACCAGCAGCAUGGUCGAUGGGGAGACCUUCAACUCCACCAGCGUCCUGAGGUUCCAGGCUGUCAGCAACGCCACGGUGGAGUGUCGGGCGACUGUGCUGUCACUCACGAGCCCGCAAUCCAGCUCCGUCUUCCUGGUCGUUGUUCCCAAGCCUCCUGACUGGACCGUGCUGAUAGCUGUGGUCGUGUCCAUCGGAGGUUUCGCUCUGCUGGUUUUGCUCAUCAUCGGAAUCAUCUUCUGCUGCAAGUGCAGGGAAAAAAAGCAACGCAACUACCAGGAUGAGAUGAGAGCGAGGACGGACAGCGAGAUAAGCGGUGGUCAAGAGAAUGCAGGAUACGUGUCGGAGGAUCAAACCAGUGUCGCUCCCAGCAAACUUACUGACAGCGGCUUUUCUCAGGCAAGCGGCUCCGAAGUUCAUGAGGUGGCUGUGAACACUAACCAGGCAGGACAUGUCUACAGUGGUGCCCCCAUCACUGUGGGUGAAUCCGGAGUCAGGAAACACAGACAUGUCACCAUUGUGUAA
This is a messenger RNA of Cyclopterus lumpus (lumpfish), 1137 nucleotides long. RefSeq names its product immunoglobulin superfamily, member 5a (gene igsf5a). Bases 1 to 1137 code for a protein of 378 amino acids. The record is from RefSeq and is a predicted model, not a curated record. NCBI's taxonomy places the organism in Eukaryota, Metazoa, Chordata, Actinopteri, Perciformes, Cyclopteridae. The transcript has 10 exons. Gene Ontology annotation, biological process: cell-cell adhesion.